UGCAAAUGAGCCCGUGUUGCCGAAGUGUACAGGGGGGCUGGGUUUAAACGCUGUGGUGUGCAUAUGGGACUGUACUGUAUGCUUCCUGGGUUCGGUAAGCGCCACAGUUUUUCAUGCCAGUCUAGCACAGCCCUAUGAGAAAGCGAGAGUGCCUGUGUAAAUUUGUGCGGCAAGGUUGCUACCCAAACCGAAGAAAGCCUACCGGACGAUGACAAGCCAGGAUACAGCGGCUAGUAGAGGACAUUAUCCUGUGAACUAAAGGAAUUCGCCGUAUCAUAUAGGCAUUCUGUUGUAAUCGACCAUUUGGAGAGAAAAAAAAACAGACGGUCAAACGAAGUUGCGCGCACGGAAUGUUCAUCAAAGAUUAAUUAUUGUGUUCGUAGCUAAUAUCAGCCCGGUGAAACCUUGCAUCGGCUUUUGGGGAUCUUUAGGCUAUGAAUGAGGCGACAUUGGGUAUCCGAAAUUUUCUAGGAAUUGGGAGUGAAUGGAACUAGGCUAAAAUCUCUAAAUUGAUUGAGCAUCAUUGAGGAACGCAGUUGUAGACUUUAUCGUAGUAGCCUACUUGGAGCAUUUUCCGUGGAUGUAAGUAGCUACAAUACUCCAUCACCUAAAGGAAGAGAAGACCAUUCAUUACUGGUUGUGUGAUCAGAAUAAAAACAGCACCAGGAGCUUCCAUUGAAACCCGAAAGAAACAUGUGAAGACCCUGGUGAAGAUAAAAGCUUGAACCUAGCCUUUGAGAACACAAAGAGGAAGGUAGCCUCCCUCCAACUCCUCCUCCAUCCUACCCCUGUUCAGUCUGCUGUUACCUUGUUGCAGAGCCCCUAGUGGUAUGGAGGGCCGACGGUCGCGGCGAGUCACACAAUACAGCGCCAGGACUUUCCCAGCGGGCCCUACACGUGGCGCUGUGCUGGCCAUGCUGGGCUGCUGGGUGUUAGCUGUCGCUGCCACCGUGUGCCAAGGCCAGACCACCUUCACCAGCUUCCACCCAGAGCGCCGGGAGUGGGCCUUCAACCAUCUGACGGUCCACCAGACAACUGGGGCGCUCUACAUCGGAGCAGUCAACCGUGUCUACAAGCUAUCAGGCAACCUGACCCUGAUGGUGUCCCACGACACAGGCCCUGAGGACGAUAACAAGGCCUGCUACCCGCCCCUCAUCGUCCAGCCCUGCUCUGAACCCCUGACCUCCACUAACAACGUCAACAAGCUGCUCCUCAUAGACUACAGCCAGAAUCGCCUUCUGGCCUGCGGUAGCCUCUACCAGGGAGUCUGUAAACUCCUUCGUCUGGACGACCUGUUUAUCCUAGUGGAGCCGUCCCAUAAGAAAGAGCACUACCUCUCCAGUGUCAACCAGACAGGCACCAUGUACGGGGUAAUCGUGCCCUCCCAUGGCCAGGACGGGACUCUCUUCAUCGGAACGGCAGUAGACGGCAAGCAGGACUACUUCCCUACCAUCUCUAGCCGUAAGCUGCCCCGUGACCCAGAGUCCUCAGCCAUGCUUGACUACGAGCUCCACACGGACUUCGUCUCGUCUCUGAUAAAGAUCCCGUCAGACACGCUUGCGCUGGUGUCCCACUUCGACAUCUACUAUGUGUAUGGCUUCGCCAGCGGCUCCUUCGUCUACUUCCUGACCGUCCAGCCCGAGACGCCGGAGAACAGCAUGUCAUCAGGCGGAUCCUCCAACGACCUCUUCUACACCUCGCGCAUCGUACGCCUCUGCAAGGACGACCACAAGUUCCACUCGUACGUCUCCUUACCCGUGGGCUGCGUGAGGAAUGGCGUGGAGUACCGUCUCCUGCAGGCUGCCUACCUAGCCAAGCCGGGCCGCGUGCUGGCCGCCUCGCUCAACAUCAGCUCCACGGACGACGUGCUCUUCACCGUGUUCUCCAAGGGCCAGAAGCAGUACCACCAGCCACCAGAUGACUCUGCGCUCUGCGUGUUCACCAUCAAGGACAUCAACGCCCGCAUCAAGGAGCGCCUGCAGUCCUGCUACCAGGGAGAGGGCAACCUGGAGCUCAACUGGCUGCUGGGGAAAGACGUGCAGUGCACAAAAGCGCCGGUGCCCAUUGAUGACUCGUUCUGUGGUCUGGACAUCAACCAGCCCCUAGGCGGCUCUCAGCUGGUGACGGGACACACCCUCUACACAGAGACACGGGACCGCAUGACCUCUGUCACCUCCUACGUCUACAACGGAUACUGCGUGGCCUUCGUUGGCACCAAGAGCGGACGCCUCAAAAAGAUCCGUGUGGACGGUCCUCCUCACGGUGGGGUGCAGUAUGAGACGAAGCUGGUCAUCAAGGAUGGCAGCCCCAUCCUCAGAGACAUGGCCUUCUCUCUGGACCACAACUACCUCUACGUCAUGUCAGAAAAACAGGUGAGUAAAGCCACACACACACACAUUGACGCACACGCACACGCACACACACACAAUGCUGCUGUUCGGUAGAAGACAGGUCACAGGGGUACAUUGUGACUGCACGUACAGCUGAUAUCAAGCAGCAUUGAUAAUGACACGGCAAAGUGUGUGUGUGUUUGCAUGCUCUGAUAGCCCCCCCACCCCUUUGUGUGGCACUAUAAGUAACCAGGGUGGCACGCAAGUGGUGUGGGGGGGUGACAGUAUCUGGUAAUGUAGGAAGGAGAGGGAUGUAGGGAUGAGGGUAGAGAGGGAGGGAGAGAGAGAGAGAGAGAUGGAGGAGACAGAGCAUAGGGAACUGGCUGGCUGGAUGGCUGGCUGGCUGGCUGCGUGGUAUGAAGAAAGAGUGAGUGAUGAGGGACAGCUGGAGGAGUGAGGAGGAGGAGACAAAGUGCAAGGUCACCCCGUCACCACACUUCUAAUGAAGUGACAAAGCGUGGCCACCACAGCAGCAGCUGAUAGCAGAUAGCCAUCAAUAGGCCCUCAUAUUAAACAGGCUCAGAGGAGAAGAGAGCAGAGCCUCAAAGACAUCCGGCUACACAGCAUUACGCUGUCAUACAGAGGUGACAGAUGACUGUCUCUCCUCUCCUCCUACCUUUAAAGAGAAACUAACUGGCCUCCACUGGGCCCGAGGAGGGACUGAGGCAGGUCACACAAGGAAGGAGACUGGCUCUGUAUAUGGCAAGGCUGGAAUACCCUGGUAGCUAGCUUCUGGCUACUCUAUCUAGACGACCUGCCAUCACCAACAGCCCCUGUAGUCUCCUCUAGUCACAUGAUCAGGAAAGCAAAGGAAUAGGCAUCCCUGAUUUGGUUGAUUCCUGCACAUGCCCGGUGUACGUUGCUAGGCUGCUGAUUGGUGCUGAUGUAUUUUAGAGUGUCUUCCAGUUGUGCUUUGGUCUCGGUGCAGGCUUUGAUUUGUCGCCUCCGUAGAGUCCUUCCCUUCACUCAGUCAUGGGUGAAGAAGAGUAGUGAUGUGUCCAUUGUUGUUGAUGUCACUCGUAUUUUGGCAGUGGGCGCCUGUCUCUCUCUCUCUCUCUAGGUGCUAGUGGGGGCGUAGAGAAUGUGGAUGAGGACGUCACACCGCCAUUGACUUGUUGCCGUGCUUGUUGCCGUGCAUGUUCAACGGCGCUGCUUCUCUGCUCCACAGUCACACUUCACAGAGUAACAGGAUUAGGAUUCAGCCCAGUCAGACACGCUCUAUACUACACACCCACAGCUCUUCCUCUCUUUCCGUCUUUCUGUCUUCCUUUCUCUCGCUCUCUCGAUCUUUCUCCAUCUCUGUCGCUCUGUCCUUCGCUACCCCCUCUCUUUCUAUUUCUCCUGUAACACUCAGCAAAUCCUGCCACCCGGCCUUACCCUGGCCUAAUUCGUUGGGACAUGGCUGUGGGUUGAGCGUACCGUCAUGCCAAGGUUCUGAUUGUGUCUCUAAAGUGUGAUAAUCUGUCUUGUGACUUCUCUAUGUGACACCCUGUCUUUUCACACGCGGAAGGAGAACAUUUCUUAGUACCCGGGUAGUCCAGCGACUCAUAUCAGUACUUCGUAAUGAUACAGCAUCUCCUAUCGCCGCUACCACAGAAUAUAGCCUGAGGAAACCUGUGACGGUCGUCAUCAGACCGGACCGUUACCGCAACAUCCCUCGACUGAUAGUGAAUAACAUUGUACAUUGUAUACAGCCAGUCACUUGACAAUGACUCAUAGCCUUGAAGAGCGUGUAACACUGACACCCCUACCCUUAUUCCACUGUGUCCACUGCCCACAUGAUGCCGUGAUCACAGCUCCUCAGCAUCAUGGGUUGCCUCUGAUAGAGACGACACCCUGUUCCAUCGUCGAGGCGUUGGAAGCGAAACACAUGAUUUAAGUAGAUGAUAAACAAAAGGGAGGGGGGGUGAUAGCAAAUUGAAGAGUGGAGAGGGGACAGAUUUGGCUCCAGUUGUUGCUUCCUACUCGGAAUAACAAUGAGACUGUGUGUGUGUCUGGCGCAGGGAUGAAGAGGCUGGCAGAGAGGGAGAGAGAAAGAGGGUGGGUGUGUGUGUGUGUGUGUUGGGCUCAUGGUGGUAAUGUUUGCAGAGAGCAGAGGGAGCCCACUCCAGGAUCUGGCCUCUCAGACAGAUCUCCAUCACACCCCUCUGUGUGUGUUGUGUCAGGGGUGAGAAGGAUGUGGGAGGUGUGGAGCGCUUACACACACACACACACACACACACACACACACACACACACACACACACACACACACACACACACACACACACACACACACACACACACACACACACACACACACACACACACACACACACACACACACACACACACACACACACACACACACACCUUCUCUGGUCUUAUUUGCAUUGAUUCUCUGAUACUGUUCUGGCUCUGGCUUUCACACACACACUCACGCAAAUGCUAUAAUUACACACACUUGUGAACACUGCUCUCUACAUUCAAUAUUCAAAUGAAUGUCUUCGAAAUGCUUUGUGCCUCUACAUCCAGCCUCUCUCUCACUAUACAGUAUAGAUUACAUCUAGUGCAUAUGCAUAGACCCUGUUCAUUUACUCUGUUAAGGAGUAUUCGGAAGACAUUGUCUAGCACUUACAAAGGACUCUCCAUCUCUCUGACUCAUUCGCUCGCUCGCACGCACACACACACACACACACACCCUCGCUCACGCACAUUUCUCAAAUGUCUCUUUUUUAUUCGAUCAAUUGAAAUCGUAGUGCCAUCUCAAACUAGCUUUUGUUUUUCCAGCUUUAAUGACAAUACCAUCCACCAUAGUAAUGAUCCAGUCAGAUUGGUCCAAUGUGAGGCAGUGUGCUGGAACUGAUGAAAGAGCUGGCUGAAUGGCUGCCUUUCUUCAGGAGUUAUGUGUGUGUGUGUGUGUGUGUGUGUGUG
Molecule: messenger RNA, 5303 nt
Organism: Salvelinus fontinalis (brook trout)
Lineage: Eukaryota; Metazoa; Chordata; Actinopteri; Salmoniformes; Salmonidae
Product: plexin-A2-like
Exons: 4
Coding region: 831-2444 (537 amino acids)
Biological process (GO): semaphorin-plexin signaling pathway involved in axon guidance; regulation of cell migration; regulation of GTPase activity
Cellular component (GO): semaphorin receptor complex
Molecular function (GO): protein binding; semaphorin receptor activity
Source: RefSeq, a predicted model, not a curated record